AUGGAUACCGCCACAAGCACAGGAGCGAAGCUCGAUGCCGACCUGCGUCGCAGAAACGUUCCUGAUUCUGGAAAGCCUCAACCUCCCACCUUCAGCGUCGAUCACGAUGCCAGAAAGACGAAGCCGGGCCAGUCCCCCUCUUUCCUACACGUUCUUGCGAGCUGGGAGCCAAUCAUUGCCCCCAUCGUUCUAACCGCCCUCGCCCUCUUCACUCGUCUCUAUCGUAUCGGGCGUUCGAACAUUGUGACCUGGGAUGAAGCCCAUUUCGGAAAGUUCGGCUCCCACUACUUGAAGCGCGAGUUCUAUUUCGAUGUUCACCCUCCCCUCGGAAAGAUGCUGGUUGGCCUCUCUGGCUAUCUGGCCGGCUACAAUGGAUCCUUCGAGUUCAAGUCCGGUGAACAGUAUCCGGAAGAUGUAGACUAUACCUUCAUGCGCGCUUUCAAUGCCCUAUUUGGCGCCGUUUGUGUUCCUCUCGCCUACUAUACCGCCCGCGACUUGAACUUCCGCCGGGCUACAGUCUGGUUGAUCAGUUUGAUGGUUUUAUUUGAAAACUCCUACGCAACUAUUUCUCGCUUCAUUCUUUUGGAUUCCAUGCUUCUCUGCUUCACCUUCACAACGAUGAUGUGCUGGGCCCGAUUCCACCGUCUGCAACAUGCCAGUUUCUCCCUGGAGUGGUUUGUCUGGCUCUUUCUGACUGGACUCAGCAUUGGAUGUGUUUGCAGCGUGAAAUGGGUUGGUUUCUUUGCCACUGCCGUUGUUGGUCUCUAUACAGCGGAGGACCUGUGGAAUAAAUUCGGGGAUGCGAAGAUGCCGCCAACUGUGCUCGCAAAGCACCUUUUCGCCCGUGUGGGAGGUUUGAUUGUCAUUCCUCUCUUGGUGUAUAUGUUCUCCUUCUAUCUGCACUUCCUUGUCUUGUCCAACAGUGGACCUGGAGAUGCCCAAAUGAGCUCCCUAUUCCAGGCAAACCUGCGCGGCACCGAAGUUGGCAAGGACAGCCCUCUUGAGAUUGCCCUCGGUUCGCGAGUCACCCUCAAGAACAUGGGAUAUGGUGGUGGUCUCUUGCAUUCGCACGUUCAGACCUAUCCUGAGGGAUCGAACCAGCAGCAGGUCACCUGUUACCACCAUAAGGAUGCGAACAACGACUGGUUCAUCUACCCAGGCCGAGGCGAGCCGGAGUAUGAUGCCGAGGCUGAUCUGAGAUUCAUUGGCGACGGUGAUACCAUCCGCCUCAUUCAUGGACAGACUGGUCGAAACCUGCAUUCCCACGCCAUCCCAGCUCCGGUCUCAAAGUCCCACCAUGAGGUCUCUUGCUACGGAAAUAUUACUAUCGGAGAUGAGAAGGAUCAUUGGAAGAUUGAAGUGGUGGAUGAUGCUGCGUCUCGCGACCACUCUAAGAUCCGGACAUUGACGACUGCAUUCCGCCUCCGCCAUCCAGUGUUAGGCUGCUACCUCCGGGCAGGCAAUGUCAACUUGCCGCAAUGGGGUUUCAAGCAAAUUGAAACUACCUGUGUGAAGGAAAACAAGCCUGGCGAUGUCUACACCCAUUGGAAUGUCGAAUCGCACAACAAUGAGCGCCUUCCCCCUGGUGACCCGGGCUCUUACAAAUCGCCCUUCUUGAAGGACUUCAUCCACCUAAAUGUGGCCAUGAUGACCUCGAACAACGCCUUGGUUCCUGACCCAGAUAAGCAGGAUGACUUGGCUUCCCAAUUCUGGCAAUGGCCCAUUUUGAACGUUGGUUUGCGGAUGUGCUCUUGGGAUGAUAGUGUCGUGAAGUACUAUCUCCUCGGUAAUCCCAUUGUCUACUGGGGUAGCACUGCCAGUCUUGGUGCCUUUGGCCUUCUGUUUGCUUGGUAUCUUUUGCGCUGGCAGAGAGGAUACCAGGACCUGAGCCAGGCGGAGAUGGACCACAUCCAUUAUUCAGGUAUUUACCCACUCAUUGGCUGGGUCUUGCACUACCUGCCCUUCAUCAUCAUGGCCCGAGUGACAUAUGUUCACCAUUACUACCCGGCGCUUUACUUUGCCAUCAUCACCUUCGGCUUCUGCGUGGAUUGGGUGACUCGAUCGUUGAAUACGAAGGUGUCUGCCGUGAUCUAUGCUAUCCUCUAUAUGCUCAUUAUUGGGCUGUUCAUUCAUUUCCGCGCCAUUGUCUUUGGAAUGGAGGGAUCUAACCAGCAGUGGAUCCACCUACGUUGGUUGCCCGGAUGGAAGAUCUCGAAUUAA
This is a messenger RNA of Penicillium macrosclerotiorum, 2220 nucleotides long. RefSeq lists its product as uncharacterized. NCBI's taxonomy places the organism in Eukaryota, Fungi, Ascomycota, Eurotiomycetes, Eurotiales, Aspergillaceae. Gene Ontology annotation, molecular function: dolichyl-phosphate-mannose-protein mannosyltransferase activity. The transcript has 5 exons. Gene Ontology annotation, cellular component: endoplasmic reticulum; membrane. Gene Ontology annotation, biological process: protein O-linked glycosylation via mannose. Bases 1 to 2220 code for a protein of 739 amino acids. The record is from RefSeq and is a predicted model, not a curated record.